Molecule: messenger RNA, 2394 nt
Organism: Ornithodoros turicata
Lineage: Eukaryota; Metazoa; Arthropoda; Arachnida; Ixodida; Argasidae
Exons: 2
Coding region: 869-2110 (413 amino acids)
Biological process (GO): DNA integration
Molecular function (GO): nucleic acid binding
Source: RefSeq, a predicted model, not a curated record
AUGUUCCGGUCAUUAUACGCGGCAUGUUCAGCGCAGCACAGAACUGAGCAUGGGCUCAAUAUCGCGCUCCGCUAGAGAGGACUCCCAAAACUACAGCGGUGUUUAGGUCCAUAUGAUCUUGUCCGAUGCUUGGUGGACGCUCAGUGUCAGCCACACUCUUUAGUCUGUACAUUUUGCACUGCAGUUUUAGUUCACUGCGUGAUGUGUAUAAGCGGUUAAUCUUAUCGCGCGUGUUGUGAUUCUGUUCCACGUGCCUACAUGUCUGACCUUGAUAAGCAGCGCCGCCUAACUGUGUAUAAGAUCGCGCUGUAGGUGGUUCUGAGUCUUUUGUACUUGCUACGUGGCUCCGAGCUGUCGGGCCAUGAUGUGCCGAAAUUAAAGAACCUCUUGUUGGAUGUUCCAAGUGUUCCGUGUGACUAUGGACAUACACAACAUAUAUGGCGACGAGCUGGUGGAGCGGUACAUCUGGCAUCAUGAACGUUUGGUCUGCAAAGGAUAUUCUUCAUGAACACUAGUGACAGCAAGGGUUUGGUUCAGCAGCAGCCGGAGCCAGUUCCGACAAGCAGCAGUAUGGCUACAGUGUAUCUUCGGCUCGAAGAAGGGGAUACCGACGAUCGCCGCAGCGAGGAUUCAAAGAUGGGCAAUCUCGCUUUCUGCGUACGACUACAUCAUCAAACAUUGUUCUUCGGAAGAAAACAGUGCGCCUGACUACUUUUCCAGACUUCCACUCCAGACAACGCGACAAAACUUCCGGGAUGAAGUGGAUUCGUUUUUCACGCUUUGGCUCGACACUUUACCAGUUACCAGCAAGGACAUCGCAAGAGAAACGACGAAAGAUCCUCUCCUUUCCCGAGUACUGGAGCACACCAUGAUUGGCUGGGCAGCUGAAAUUAAGGAUCCAAGCCUGAAGCCCUUCUUUCAACGCCGGAAUGAAUUGUCCGUACAGCAACGGUGCCUCAUGUGGGGUCUUCGAGUGGUAAUACCGCUGAAGCUGAGGAACAGAAUACUAGAUGAACUACACAGCAGUCACCCUGGAGUAAUCAGAAUGAAAGAACUGGCACGUAGCUUCAUCUGGUGGCCGCAUAUAGAUACGGAUAUUGAGACAAGAGUACGGAAUUGCGACGACUGCCAACGUCACCGUAGCGAGCCUGCUGCAGCCCCUGUACAUCCAUGGGAGUGGCCAACCCAACCAUGGGAACGGAUCCACGUAGACUUUGCGGGACCUUUCCAGCACCACAACUUUCUUGUUGUAAUGGACGCACAUUCGAAAUGGCCAGAGGUUUGGCCCAUGUCGUCAACAGCGACGUCAGCAACAGUGGAAAAGCUACGGGACUGUUUCAGCAGGUACGGCAUUCCUGAGACUAUUGUUUCAGACAACGGUCCGCAAUUUCGGUCUGAAGAGUUUAAGUCCUUUCUGCGCAACAACGGAGUUCGACACAUAACAUCGGCUCCGUAUCAUCCGUCUACGAACGGUCUUGUGGAAAGAUUUAUACAGUCGCUCAAGCAAAGUUUGAAGAAGAAUCCGGUAGGUCCUCUUCACCUGAGGCUCUACAAUUUCCUACUUGCAUAUCGUACGACUCCACACGCUACGACACGGGAAUGCCCAGCAACAUUAAUGAUGGGGAGACGAAUUAGGACACGUUUGGACUUGGUGAAACCGUCAGUAUUGUCUGAAGUACGUCACAAACAAUUCAAGGGAAGUCUCCACCGACGUUCAGUGGUGCGUAACUUUUGUGAAGGACAAAGGGUGCGUGCGCGAAAUUAUCGCGGGCUUCCGAAGUGGUUAUCUGGUGUUAUUGUGAAGCAGACAGGCCCAGUGUCUUUUGUUGUACGAGUUGCUACUUCCAGGGGCACACUUCUGUGGAGAAGGCACCAGGAUCAACUUCUGGAUGCGGAGCAGGGCGUUCCACCUGGAACUACGUCCUCCGAAGAAUUGUGGUGGGAUUCACCUUUAACUGCUCCGGGUGAUCGCAGCAACACUUCUGUCGUCGACGCAACGCAGCCAUCUUCAUCGGGAGAAGGGUGCCAAGGAGCCCAUUCAGUUUCAAACGGUGAAAGAAGAUACCCGCAGAGAAUGCGGAAACCGCCAGACUUUUAUCGCUCAAGUUAAAGUAUCUCGAUUAUCGUUUUUUGUCAUAAAAGUGUAUAGUGUGGCAUCACUACUAUUUUUAAACUUCGAAGUAAGAUGUUAUAAUUGAAGAUAAACUACUUAACAUUAACUUAACAUUAAGAAGGGAGGAAUGAUGUGUAUAAGCGGUUAAUCUUAUCGCGCGUGUUGUGAUUCUGUUCCACGUGCCUACAUGUCUGACCUUGAUAAGCAGCGCCGCCUAACUGUGUAUAAGAUCGCGCUGUAGGUGGUUCUGAGUCUUUUGUACUUGCUACGUGGCUCCGAGC